AUGUCUAAUUCCACCAUGAUGAUGGGCUUUCUCCUGAUGGGGUUUUCUGAUGUAUGGGAACUACGAAUUUUGAAUGUCGUAUCCUUCUCUAUAAUGUAUUUGAUGACUCUCAUUGGGAAUUUUCUUAUUGUUAUUGUCACCACCCUGGACAAGAGCCUUCAUACUCCAAUGUACUUCUUUCUCAGGAAUCUGUCCGUCUUGGAUGCAUGCUACAUUUCAGUAAUGGUCCCUAAUUCAUGUCUCAACUCCCUGCUUGACAACAGUGCAAUUUCCAAGUUAGGAUGCAUAGCACAAGUCUUCUUCAUGGUUUUCUCUGUGUAUGUGGAGCUACUGUUCCUCACCAUCAUGGCCCAUGACCGUUAUGUGGCCAUCUGCCAUCCUCUGCACUACCCUGUGAUCAUGAACCCUCGGGUCUGUGUCCAGAUGACACUGGCUUCCGUCCUCAGUGGUCUUGUUUAUGCAGGAUUCCACACAGGCUACACCUUCAGGCUGCCCUUUUGUCAUUCCCACAUAAUUCAUCAGUUUUUCUGUGACAUCCCCUCUCUGUUAAAACUCUCCUGCUCUGACACCUUCAGCAAUGAGAUGACACUCCUUGCUUCUUCUAUAGUGGUUGCUGGAGGUUGUUUCAUCUUCAUCAUCAAGUCUUACAUACAUAUAUUUUCUACUGUGCUCAAGUUCCCAGUUGGAGCAAACAGAACAAAGGCCUUUUCCACUUGCAUCCCUCAUAUCUUCGUGGUGUUGAUCUUCCUCAUUUCCCUUUGCUAUGAGUAUGUAAGGCCAUCUACAAUGUCUGCAACCAUCCAAGACAUAGUAAUCUCUGUGUUCUAUUCCAUAAUUCCCCCAUUCUUCAACCCUAUUAUCUAUAGUCUUAGAAAUGAACAAAUAAAAUAUGCCUUUAUAAAAAUCAUGAAAAAAAUAUUUUAG
Messenger RNA from Orycteropus afer afer, 924 nucleotides. The record is from RefSeq and is a predicted model, not a curated record. NCBI's taxonomy places the organism in Eukaryota, Metazoa, Chordata, Mammalia, Tubulidentata, Orycteropodidae.